This is a messenger RNA of Brassica napus (rape), 2199 nucleotides long. RefSeq lists its product as uncharacterized. The transcript is spliced from 6 exons. Gene Ontology annotation, molecular function: cysteine-type peptidase activity. Gene Ontology annotation, biological process: proteolysis. NCBI's taxonomy places the organism in Eukaryota, Viridiplantae, Streptophyta, Magnoliopsida, Brassicales, Brassicaceae. Bases 1 to 2199 code for a protein of 732 amino acids. The record is from RefSeq and is a predicted model, not a curated record.
AUGCCAGGGCGAAAGAAGCUACAGCUUGCUUUGAUAAUAAUAGUCGAUGGUGUCCUCAUUGCUCAUCAACAAACGCCACGCUCUACUCUGAAGUACGUUAGAAUGGUCCAAGACGUUGACGCUUUCUGCUCACACCCUUGGGGUAGAGAGUCUUUUAUCAAGACUAUUGCUUGCAUGAAGCCUCCGAAGUUCGUUCCUUUGAAAUGUGAAGACCCAAUCGGAGUAAUGGUUCAGCUCCUCAAGCAGGAGACAUUGAGGCUUAUAGGAUUCCCCCUUGCACUACAACUCCUUGCAUACCAGGCGGUGCCAAAACUACAGUCAACAAUUUCAAUCCCGUUUGAUUCUCGUACAAUUAUGGACCUAGACGGCCCCAAUCUUCCUUUCCACCCAGCGCCCAGCGCCAUCGAUAUUAUAAGGGUUGAAGCCGACCCUGAUCUUCAGGUCACAUCGCUGAUACCAAUAAAUAGCCAACCACAACCUGGAUGGGGAGUUUGGCCUGACCAUCGCCCCUUCACGAACGACCUUUGGCAUGGUGGAGUCACAUCUGAGCCCUUUAUCACUACUACUACAAAUGAUGAAGAUCAACCCAAAGCUAAGAAGACUAAGCCGGAAGCACCUCCCAAAAAUGCCUACAAGCCAAAACCACUCACCAAAAAAGUUCUCAAAGCAAGGAAGACAUCAAAGAAAAAAGACACGGUCCGUAAGCAGAGACACAUCGGUAGCUACUUUCAUGCCGCGGCUCCAUCCAGCACAUCAGAAGACAAAAUACUGGAGCUCCUCUCUGCAAUUUUAGAUCAAGUCUCCAAGCUUCAAAAGGAGUCAAAGCUGCUUCGCAAAUUGCUUAAGAGCAAGAAGACUACAACUUCUUUAAAGCGCUCUGCCUUCAACACCCUACUCGGAGAAGGAUUGGUAAAGAAAGGCAACACUGCUCUUGCACACAAAGGAUGUCAAACUGAAGCAACAAACGUCAACGUUCCUGUCUCUUCACACGAUGUAUGCCACACGGAGCUAAAAGCUGAUUCCUCUCACCAUACGUUGCAAGCUCCUAUGGAGGAAGAUCACAGCCACUCGCCGGUCGUCAGACAAUACGCGGCACAACUCUACGGCUCAACUUCUCACAGCAAGUCCACAACUGGUAAACCUGUCCACGCUACCUCCGUCCACGCUUCACCCAUCCAUACCUCACCCAUCCAUACCUCACCCAUCCAUGCAUCACCCAUUCAUACCUCACCCAUCCAUAAUUCCCAAACACCUUCAUCCCCCAUCAGUGCUCAACCAACUGACGACAGCGACAUUGUGUCUUUGAGCGACGGCUCUCCAUCUCCACAAACGCCCAAGCACAUUCCAUCAAUGGAAGAAGACCACCUUGCAAAACAACUCUUGUGCUGCAAGACUGUCCCUGCGCCAGACCUGUUAAGCCCACUAUCUCAAAUUGAGUGGGAUAUUUUCAAAAAGAUCAUUCUGAAGUUUAGUGCUGCGUUCCAUAUAACUCCCUCCAAACUCGACUUCUCCAACAACUUCCUAAUCCAACUAGCACAGCCUAUGAAUUGGACAACAACUUACCACAUGGAAAUCCUCAUGCACAUGCUAGAUGCAAAGUAUAGUCGCCUCUUCGAAGAGCAAAAACUUGCCUUCAUUACCCCUCACCUUACUUCUGGAAUCCAGGCAAUAUCCAAGGAUUCCAACAAGUCAAGAAAGAGAGAUACCUUCGCAUGGGACGAGCAGCUGACGGGUCUUGUUCUCCAGCCCGGGAAGAAAUGGAUGGAAGAUGUGUUGACUGUCUACACACCCAUGAUAUGGGGUGAUAAACACUGGGUUGGUCUUGCGAUAAACCUCGACUUGGGCGUUGUUGAAGUCUCAGACCCUCUCCCCACUUUGUACAAGGACAGUACUGCUGGUCGUUUCAUGGCUCCGGUCCUCAAGGCGUUACCUUACCUUGUUAAGAAGGUUGCAAACUACCAGCUCACUCAGUUCCGCGGCCUUGCACCUUUUACAUGGCAUCGUAUCAAAGACCUCUACAUCAACGAAAGGGGAGGCGACUGUGGACCUGUUACUGCCAAAUUCUUGGAAAUGCACGCACACGGGGAUCCAACAAACUUGUUAAGCAUCAUAGACCGCGAUGUUGAUGAUUUCCGUAAACAGUUCGUGCUUGACAUCUACAAGACCAUUGUACUGCCUGCUUACUACUCUCCAGCAUAG